AAAACUGCAGCCAAACAUUGUCUGAACUCUAUAAAUGCUUUUUUUUUUUUUCUUUUCCCUUUUCUGUGUGUAUGUGCUGCUGUGUGCUUAAUAGGAAAUGGCAAAGUCAGUGAGGCAAGUCCUCUGUGUGGCUUAUUAAUGCACAGUGCUCAGCUCAGAGUGAGAAUUCUUUUGCACUAUGAGUAGAUCUACUGCAAGGCUGUGAGGGCUGACAGUGUGCCUUCUCUCUGCUCUGGUUUUGAUUCAGCCCAGAUGAGCUCCUAUUUUGUCAAUCCUCUGUACUCCAAAUACAAAGCAGCAGAUGCAGUAAAUCCCAGUUACUAUGACUGUCAUUUUGCCCAAGAUGUUAACAGCAGGCACCCUCUGGUCUACAGCUCCAGCCCUGGUCUUCAGCACCCAAACCAGGAACUCUACCAAGCGGGGAACCCAGCAGGAGUGCAGAACUCAGCAGGAUACCAGCAGGCUCCUUUUGGGAUUACAUGUCACGGUGACCCCACUAAAUUUUAUGGAUACGAUAACUUACAGAGGCAGCAGAUUUUUACGACCCAUCAAGAGGCCCAGUUGGUCCAGUAUCCUAACUGUAAAUCGUCUGCUGGUCGUAUUGGAGACUCUCCAGAGCACUUAAAUCACAACUCCACUGCUUCACACAUGUUCCCCUGGAUGAGAGCACAAGCAGCUCCUGGUAGAAGGAGAGGCAGACAGACAUACAGCCGCUUCCAGACUCUGGAACUGGAGAAAGAAUUCCUCUUUAACCCUUACCUCACCAGGAAGAGGAGAAUUGAGGUGUCCCAUGCACUAGGACUGUCUGAGAGACAGGUCAAAAUCUGGUUUCAGAACAGGAGGAUGAAAUGGAAAAAGGAGAAUAACAAGGACAAGUUCCCCAUCGCCUCCCAGGAUGGGAAGGAGGAAGGUGAAACCAGGAAAGGAGAGAGUAACGUGGAGGAGGAAGACAGGGACAAUACUAACUGAUUGCAGCACUGCACAGCUCAGACUGGGCCAUCACAGAGCUCCAUCACAGAGCUCCAAUAACAGGGAGAACCUGUGUCUGAAAAUACAUAACCCAGCUCAACAACUGCUGGCUCACCGAUUGCCUUGGACUACGACUCACAUCAUGUCCAGCCAGUGCUAAGGACUACCAGUCCUGAACUAAUCUGCACAAAAUAGGACUUGCAUAGACAAGGACUAUGUGCAUAGACAAGGACAAUGUGUGCUACGUUUGUGUGUGUGCAUUUGUAUAUUUGAGUGUGUGCUUUAUGUAUGCAUGUAAUUUGUGUGUGUGAUGUGUGUGUGCUAUAAUUGUGUGUGUGUUUAUGUAUGUGCAUUAUUUGAGUGUGUGUCGUGUUUGUGGGUGUGUGUCUAUGCUGUAUGCGAAUAGGUCAGUGUAUAUGUCUGUUCACUGUUCACAAAGAGAACAAAAAGAAGAUUUUUGAAAAAAAGGCAAUUAUAUAUAUUUUUUGUUGUUGCUCAUACACUUGAAGUGUGAGUGAAAGUGUCUGCCUGUGGUUAUGAUGCAUAAGAUAAAGU
This is a messenger RNA of Pelobates fuscus (common spadefoot toad), 1524 nucleotides long. RefSeq names its product homeobox D8 (gene HOXD8). Gene Ontology annotation, biological process: regulation of transcription by RNA polymerase II. The coding region runs from base 253 to 969 and encodes 238 amino acids. The transcript has 2 exons. The record is from RefSeq and is a predicted model, not a curated record. Gene Ontology annotation, molecular function: DNA-binding transcription factor activity, RNA polymerase II-specific; RNA polymerase II transcription regulatory region sequence-specific DNA binding. Lineage: Eukaryota; Metazoa; Chordata; Amphibia; Anura; Pelobatidae. Gene Ontology annotation, cellular component: nucleus.